AUGGAGAUAGGCGAUGCUUUGAGCCGUCGUGCUACAAUCAGUAAUAAGCUCGAUGGUAUUUCUCAACAAUACCAUUCGUUGAAAUCUCAAUACACGGAUAAAGUUUCUCAAUUGGAGAUUUGCCUAUUCAAGCAAGGAUCAGAAGGUGGCAAACUUCCAAGCAAAAGCGGAAAGGGGGCUGAGGAGUUCCGAUGGGUUGUGAAGGAAGGUGUCCCCCUCUUUGUGCGUGCUUUAUUUAACUCAAGUGACUUUGGCGCCGUGAAUGCUACCUUGCAGACGUCCGCCAUCCAACUUGGCCUCCAUCAAGCCUGUAUUGAUAUGAAGGAGAAGUAUCAUGAGGAGCUAAAGGAUAAGGGCGUCCUGUUUUCUUACCCAGAUGCGCAACGUCAAAUCAUUGAUUGUUUUCCCGAGAUGACAUCAUACAAGUACUCCCUUUUGUCCAUUUUUGGGGAAGAAGGAAUGGAUGUGGUUGGCUUGAAGAAAUUGUUCAAGGUUGUGGAUUUUUCCAAGGAUGAUGAAGUUGGGUCAUGCUAG
Lactuca virosa is the source of this 534-nucleotide messenger RNA. The record is from the annotation of a GenBank genome assembly. Lineage: Eukaryota; Viridiplantae; Streptophyta; Magnoliopsida; Asterales; Asteraceae.